CCCACAUUUUCGAAAAAACCUCCCAUUUUCAUCUCGCGGAAAAAAUGCACAUACGCCGUCUCAGACUCGACGACGACGACGACGAAGAAGACGGCGACACCGUCGAGCCUCAGCCACAACCUCGCACAUCCCCGCACCAAACUCAAACUUCCCCCAAUUUCCCCCCGGAGCCCGUCGUAAUCUCCGACGACGACUUCAUCGACGUCCCCGAUGACCCCAUCCCGCACACUCCUCCUCCACCCGUUCCCGAACCUCAACCUUCGGACUGUCCCGUCAACGAUUUUCUCCGCCGACUCGGGUUUUGCUUGAAGAGAGUCUCGCUUGCUGAUUGUCUUCGCGAACUAGGGAGUUCGGUGAACGGCUUCCAAGGGUUUGAUGUUGCUAGAAAAGCCAAAUUAUGUUUCGAGCAGUUUCUGUUUUCUGAUCUUAAUUUCUGUGGGAGCGGCGUGCUUCCUCCUAAUGUGGAAUCUAUGCAUCUCGAUGUCCUUCCAGGUCCCUACGUUUUGCAGGUUGAUGAGAUUCUCAAUAUCACUUGUCCUCUAAAAAGCAGAUAUCAACAAGCUCCUCCAGGCCUUAAAAGGUGCCUGAAGUUGUCAAUGACUGAUGGUAUUCAGAGAGUUUUUGGAAUGGAGUACCGGCCUAUUAAAGCUCUUGAAGUUUGUGCAUCUUCUGGUUUAAAGGUCGCAAUCUCUAACGUACAAGUGCGUCGUGGACUUUUGAUGCUGGUUCCUGAGACCAUUCAAGUAUUGGGGGGAUUAGUUGAGGAGCUGGAUGCAGCUCGAAAGCGGCUGAUUGAUGAACUAAAUAAGCCAGCUAGGGGAAAAAGAACCAGAGAUGGGGUGCUUCCCCCUUUAUCAGUCCGGGCGACUCUUGCUGCAUGGCCUUCAAAUAGAGUUGAUGAUCCCAGUAACAGUGGCUCAACAUUACGCAGUACUGAUACUGUCCAGGCAGACAACCAAGGUACUGGCAACAGCAUUCCUGGCACUCAUAACAACUCCUCGCGCAUGGGUGCACAAAAUUCUACUUCCAAUUCAAUACCCCACAUGGUUUCAAACGUGGCGCGAACAGAUGUUGACAUGCAGCGGCAGCAGGGUGCCAGCAUUACAACUGGAUAUACUACACGCACUGGAGCACAAAAUGCUACAUCCAAUUCAAUACCCCACAUGGUUUCAAACGUGGAGCGAAUGAAUAUUGAUACGCCAGGCCAGCGGGGUGCAAGAAUAGCAACUGGACAUGCUUCACCUAUGCAUGCACAAAAUGCUACUUCUAAUUCAGUACCUCAUGUGGUUUCAAAUGUGCAGCCAAACGUGGAUCAAAUGAAUAUUGAUACGCCGGGCCAGCGGGGUGCCAGAGUAGCAACUGAACAUGCUUCACCUAUGGAUGCACUACAUGCUACUUCAAAUUCAAUACCUCACAUGGUUUCAAAUGUGCAGCCAAUGAAUAUUGAUAUGCAGCGGGCUACCAAUCCUGUGUCCCAUCAUAAUUCAAUGGCUAACCGGACUUCUUCAAUAGCCGAGGAGAUGCAUAUAGAUACUGCUAAUAUUUUCAGGGAAAACUCUAUUGGCAACCAAUCUUCUCACAUGAACUCGAAUGUUGCAGAGGUACAUGAAGACACUGUUCACAUAGCAAGUUCCGUGACUACUGAGCGCUCUCCUGUUUCUGAAAUUGUGGAUACAGACCGGGACAGGGUUCCUGUAGUCACAGAUAAUACUCCUCUGAAUGGAUCUUCGUCCACUGGUUUUAACUAUGAAGAUAUCUUGAUGGAUGAUGUCGGUGACAAUCCACUCAUACUUUCUGGAGACCCUGAAGUUCCCUUCACAUACCUAGCUAGUUUGUCAGCCAAGUGGGCUGCAAUGAAGGAGACGGAUUCUCUGGUUCAGGGUAAAAUUAAGUGCUUUCUAACUGGUGUUAAAGGAUUCCAAUAUAAGAAAAGGACAACCUAUGAGCUUCAGGCAUAUGUAGAUGACGGUAGUCUUAUUUCUGAAAUCCUCAUUGAUCAUGAUGUUGUACAGAAAGGAAUUGGUUAUUCCCCUGUGGAGGUCACUGCAGCUCUUUCUUCUUCUGACACAAAUAUAGUCCAGAAGAUGAAGGAGACUAUGCGCAAAUUUCAAGCUUUCUUAGCAAACUUUGAGGGAGUAAUGCUUGUGGAAUUAAAUAGAAAACAUUCCCUUCCACUGGUUCUAGAAAUGAGUCAAGGCUGUCCUAGAUCUGAUGCGUGGUCCCUUCUAAGAAGGCUCAAGUCUCUUCCCCCUUCACAAGCUCUAAAACAUUUUCCUUCAGACGCAAUCGUUUUAUCCCCAUAAUUUUCUAAAUGGCUAACGUUUCCUAAUAAGGAUGGAGCAGAGUUGGGCUCAAAGUUGUUACAUGCAACACAAUGUGAGUAACAAGAUGCCAUUGCAGCCCUUGCGUUCUAGAAAUGUGGUUAUCCGGUCUGAGGUGAAGGUUCAACAAAGUUGACCUAUGUGGAUAAGAGGAAGUCAUUAAUGUGCUGUCCAUUUCAUCAAAACAAGGUAUGACACUCCUUUAAUAUCAUGUUGCCCAGUAUAUCGUUUUGCCGUUUGGGGGUGGUGCAUUUAUUGAAUGCAUGUAUCAUGUUGCGGUUGAUGGUGGUGCAUUUAUUGAAUGCAUGUAACAAAUGAUUUAGUAAUUUAAUUUAAAAUGUAAAUUUUUAUAAGUGAUUUAAGCUUUGCUGCUUUUUAGCUCAUUAGUUUUUCAGAGUUUGGUUACAUAUUUUCCAAUUUUUUAAAAAUCUUAUUGGAGAUCCAAUCAAAGAGAUUUCUAGGUCUUAAAUAAAAAAAAUAGCGUUGACUUUUCUUUUUUAUAUUAUUAUUGAGUAAUAUUCAUAUAGAUCUUACCUUAUUGAAAACUGACUCCACAUACAAUAGAGUGAGACUCACAAUUUUUACUCAAUAGUUAGAAAGUAAGUGUUCGUAGCAAUUCAAUAAAAAAAGUAUUAAAGUAAAAAAAAAAAAAUUCUAAAAUGAAAAUCUGCUAAACCACAAUUCAGCCAACACCGUUUAGCCCGUUGAAUGUCUGAUUCAUCACCUCAGGUAUCAUUUAAUUUUGAGAACAUUUUUUAUUUUAAAAUGUGUUUAUUUUAUUUUGUGAAUAAAUGUCACUCUUUAAAUGAAUAAUUAAAGAAGAUAUAUUUUUGAAAAUAAAAAAUCAUAUAUUUUUUUUGUUGAUAUUUUUACUAUUUUAAAAAAAUGCAUGCAAUUAUUUACUUUAAAAUUUGAAAAAUAAAAAGUAAACCGUUUAACCGUAGAGUGAUGAAAGUUCUUAACCCAAGGGGUGGACAAUCAAUGGUAUCUUUCUAAGCCUAUUUCCCUUUAUUUAUUAACAAUUCCAUUAGAGAUUUCAUUUAAAGAAAAUUCAAGUUUCUUUUAGGAGAAAUACUUGCAUGAUCACAACCCAGCCCACCCAAGGAAAUGAUCACAGCCCUAGGAAGUUCAAGUUUCUUUUACGAGAAAUACUCAUCUCACAACCUUUAUAAAACCGACACCUUUGAACAAGGUAUGUUUGAUAUCUACCACGUAUCAGUGUCUCACACGACACCAAUGCGUAUUUGGUGUCUGACACACGUUAGUGUUUAACAUGACAACAACACAUGUGAUUAUGUUUAAUUUAUUCAUUUUUUAAAAUUAUUAUAGCUGUCAACGAGUUAGUGUCCAUGUUAGUAUUUCAUAUAUCACAUCCCAAAUAAAAACUAUACAUACAAAAAUAUAUAUUACUUAAUUUAAAAAAUAUCAAUCAUUUAAUUUCUUUUCACGUCUGUCCAACAAGACAAGAACCACUAGUAUUUCUCUCCUUUCAUUUGGUUUAUAAGAGACUUGGCAUUGCAAUUUCAGUUUGUAAUUGUACUCCUGGAUAGCUGAAGUAUUUUCCUUCACUAAAUUUUUAGCCAUUACUAUGAAACAGUUGAAGCAAGUAAUGUAAAAACCCAUAGCUGAAAGAGUAGGAAGGAAUGAGAAACACAUAUAAAGUCAUUUUUAGGACACUGCUAUGUUUGAGUCAUAAGACACUUCAUGCUGCACAUUACAAGUUUUUUCUUCCUGUUUCCCUCUCUGAAGUCCCAGAGAGUAGCAGCCAACAGUUUAAAAGCUCCAAUACUUCUGGGCAAAACACCUUCCAUUAAAAGGUGGUCCCAGUCCAUGCUGGUUCUGUCAGGUACGAGUCUCCAAGGCAAGUGCUAUUCACAAUUGCUUUGCCAGUUCAGUUCAGUUCUUAGACCCUCAUACAAGAUUAUCAUUGCUGCUUUUGUUUUCCUGAAGAUUUUGAAAGCUGUAAAUUGGCUACUGGUUACUGACACGAGAAAGAUGUACUACAUAGUAACAAAAGCUUAUCUUAGCUUAGUGACAAGGUUGUGUAUUACUUGUAGAACAUCAUUCUUGGUGCAGGCAACCAUCCAAUAGCAACCUCUUUGAGUCGAUUCUCGCUUCUGACAACUAGAGCUAGGCACGCUCCUUUCUUACCAUACUCAUGCCAGGUGCUUAAUUUGCAAAACAAAGAGAAACCAGAUUCUACUUAGUUAUAUAUUAUUCAAUUGGUUUAUUUAACCUUUGGCAUGCGGAAAUGUAUUUAAGAAAGAACCUCGCCUAUGCCAGAGGAGGCCGCAGUGAUUAGUAUUACUUUUCCUUCCACAUUCUCAGUAAAUACUGAUCUUAUAAAGAAGUAGACAAUGGCGAU
Messenger RNA from Vicia villosa (hairy vetch), 4686 nucleotides. Its product is annotated as recQ-mediated genome instability protein 1. Gene Ontology annotation, biological process: resolution of meiotic recombination intermediates; double-strand break repair via homologous recombination. Gene Ontology annotation, cellular component: nuclear body; RecQ family helicase-topoisomerase III complex. The record is from RefSeq and is a predicted model, not a curated record. Bases 45 to 2303 code for a protein of 752 amino acids. The transcript has 8 exons. NCBI's taxonomy places the organism in Eukaryota, Viridiplantae, Streptophyta, Magnoliopsida, Fabales, Fabaceae. Gene Ontology annotation, molecular function: nucleotide binding.